Messenger RNA from Zymoseptoria tritici IPO323, 1098 nucleotides. RefSeq lists its product as uncharacterized. Gene Ontology annotation, cellular component: cytoplasm. Gene Ontology annotation, biological process: tRNA methylation; wybutosine biosynthetic process. Gene Ontology annotation, molecular function: S-adenosylmethionine-dependent methyltransferase activity; tRNA methyltransferase activity. Lineage: Eukaryota; Fungi; Ascomycota; Dothideomycetes; Mycosphaerellales; Mycosphaerellaceae. The transcript has a single exon. The coding region runs from base 1 to 1098 and encodes 365 amino acids. The record is from RefSeq and is a predicted model, not a curated record.
AUGGCAAUGGAACGAGCCGUCCGCCUCUGGCUCAACGAAAAUCACGUCCCACAAUCCACCUGGUCCGCCCUCCUCCGCAAACUCGGCCGUUCCUACACAAUCUACGGCCACCUCCUCCUCCUUCCCCCCAACGCCCUCUCCGGCCCCGAAUGGGACACCAUCUCCACCCACCUCUCCCCAUCCAGCAUCCAAGACCUCUACGCCCUGCUAUCAAAACAUCUCAAAAUCACCAACAUAGCCCUCAACAAACCCAUCCCUCCUCUCCAAACCAACUCCCAAGACGAAAAUAUCCUCCGUGCCCCCACGAAUUUCACGCCGAUAUACGGAGACUUUGGCCCCUCAACUUGCGACUCCCCUCCUACAGAGGAAGACUUCGAUGCCGCGUUUUGGACGACGUGUAGGCAGAAUGGGAUUUCGCAGACUUGGGCGCCGAGGUGGACGAUGUUUAGUCGGGGGAAUGUUAGUGAGAAAGCAAGGUUGUUGACGUUGCCGUCGGUGGGGAGGGUGGUGGAGGAAGGGAGAUUGGAUGGCAGGGGGAGUGCGGCGGUGGAUCUGUAUUGCGGGAUUGGGUAUUUUGCGUUCUCGUAUGUGAAAGCGGGGGUUGGGGUGGUGUUGGGGUGGGAUUUGAAUGCGUGGAGUGUGGAGGGAUUGAGACGGGGGGCGAGGGGGAAUAAGUGGGAGGUGGAAGUGUUUGAUGGAGAGGAAGGGAGGAUGGCGAAUGGGGAUGCGAGGUUGUUGGUUUUUAAUGAGAGUAAUGAGCUUGCGCCGGAGCGGAUUGCGAGGAUGAAGGGAAGACUGCCGCCGAUACGGCAUGUGAAUUGUGGGAUGCUGCCGAGUUCGAGGGCGAGUCUGUUGCUUGCGGCGAAGGUGCUGGAUGCAGGGUAUGAUGGGUGGGUGCAUGUUCAUGAGAAUUUCUUGGUGGAGGAAAUUGAGGCGAAAGCUGAGGGGACGAUGAGGGAGUUGAAGGCGUUGUUGGAAGAGCAAAGGGGAGGAGAGGUGAGAGUGGAAGUCGAGUUUGUCAAUCGGCUGAAGAGCUAUGCGCCGGGCGUUAUGCAUUGCGUGAUAGAUAUUGUCGUUGGAGCGAAGGAUAUGACAUGA